AUGAUGGAAGACCUUCCCAUCGACACCAACCACCCUGCGGUCAGGGAGUACCUCGCUCUCAUCCGACUGCAGGUACUGACACCUCUGUCACUCCUCAUCAACAUAGCGACGUUGAUGGUCUGUACGUUCGUACUCGACCCAAACUUAGGCCAAAUAUCCGAACUAUACCCAUCCGUAAUAUCGCCCAAACCAUAUCUGAUUGCUGUAUUCAUCGUCGCAAUUUAUGUCGGGCAAGUUGGAUACUGUGUGCUGCUUGUACUCUCCCGGAAACCGGAGACAAAGCGCGCCAUCAUCCAGGGAUGUGGGUUUCCCUUGAUGCUCGCCAACUGGGUCAUGGCAUUUUGGGCCAUCUCAUGGAUCCUCCAAGCGUUCCUUCUGUCUACCGUAUUGCUUGGGAUCCUGCUAGGAUUGCUCCUGUAUGCCAACGUCGUACUCCUCAUAUACCACGCACCGACUGGCAAACGACCGCUCGAUAUUGCAUUUAUUCAUGCGCCUGUGCGCCUGUUCCUCCUCCUGCCGUUGGGGGUUAUGUUCCCUUACAGCCUAUUUGUAACACUCGGUCUGACAUGGUCGCCCGGUGAGCCCCAGCACUACGCCCGCGGACAGUGGCCCGGGUUGGCCGUCAUGCUUGGCGUGAACUUGCUCGGGCUCCUUGUGAUCGUCCUACGCCGCGAUAUAGUGUGGUGCGCAGCGGCCACCUGGAUAUGUGCGAGUAUAUGGAGCGAGAAACCCAAGCCCUACCCUGUCUUCCUCGUUACCGUUAUGUUCACAGUCCUGCAUCCGGCUGGUCUUGUGGCGUCGACGCUGUGGGUCUGGCUCCGCGGACGUCGCCGCCGGACAGGGCCCAUCGCGCUUCCGGGAGACGAGAACGGCCCCCACCCCCAGCCUGGCGGGGAGAGGCCGGCGCGCGAGGUGGAUACCGAUGCGCUUUGGGGAUGA
This is a messenger RNA of Trametes versicolor FP-101664 SS1, 939 nucleotides long. RefSeq lists its product as uncharacterized. The transcript has 8 exons. Lineage: Eukaryota; Fungi; Basidiomycota; Agaricomycetes; Polyporales; Polyporaceae. The record is from RefSeq and is a predicted model, not a curated record. The coding region runs from base 1 to 939 and encodes 312 amino acids.